This is a messenger RNA of Pseudocercospora fijiensis CIRAD86, 747 nucleotides long. RefSeq lists its product as uncharacterized. The record is from RefSeq and is a predicted model, not a curated record. The transcript is spliced from 4 exons. Lineage: Eukaryota; Fungi; Ascomycota; Dothideomycetes; Mycosphaerellales; Mycosphaerellaceae. Bases 1 to 747 code for a protein of 248 amino acids.
AUGCACGCGCGCACCAAAACGAACGCUCGUGGAGUGGAACUCGUCAAGCUCCACGAAUCCGCCAUCGCCAUGUCUAUGUCCGGGAACACCGCUUCACACCGCGACUGCGACGGCCACCAAAAAGAUGUCAAGUCACGGCCGUCACUACCUAUGCGAACACCUCCUUCUCAUCAUCACAACAAUGCCCGGGCAUCAGAGCGAUUCCGGAAUCUCGUCAUCAACAUCAUGUGGGAAAAGGCAACACUUUUCGAAACCAUUUCAUCCACCACCACUAUCGCCCCACCGCUAUCCUCGUCACCCGCACUCCAGCUGCUCGACAAUGCUGUUGAUCAAGUCGUGCUCGCGUAUCGCGUGUUCGAGAAAGAGAGCGGCGGAGGAGGGGGAGAGGAAGAGAGAGAAGAAGAUAAGGAGAAGGAGAAGACAUGGUGGGAGGAGAAAGUUCGAGAGGAAUUCCAGAGAGCCGCGGAUUGUAGUCGGGAGUUUUUGGCACUUGGGGGUCCCAGAGAGGAGUCUACCGAGCCUGGUGGUAGAGAUGUUGUUGCGGAGACUUUAGAAGGGAAUACAGCAAGGUUGCUGAGAAGGGACAUGAUGAAGAUGCGGAGCUGUGGUGUAUGGUUUGAGCAGUGUCAGUUACGAAUUGCAUACUUCAACAUGUAUGGCCUGACGGUGGUGUCUCGCCAGCUUGAAUUGAUUGUGAGGGCUCACCCAAGCGGGCAACCUGACGCAUACGGUACCCAGACCUCCUGA